AUGAUUCCUUCAAUUAAUCGACAUUCUCGAUCUAUUAUUAAUGAUUUUAUUUGCUCCGUACAAGAAGAUAAAUGGAUUGUAGUUACAACUAUUUUUUAUCCAACCAAAGCUAUUAUCGAACAACAAAAUAUUCUCAAUUUUCGUCUCCUUCAUUAUUUACGAUAUGGAUCAUAUGCUAGAAAAAAUCUUGGUUAUUUAAUUGUUAUUAAAUAUGGUGCUAAAAUUAUUUUCGAAUCUGAUGAUGAUAAUCUAGUUGAAACAAAUGAUAUUUAUUUAUUACCAAAAAUUGUUCAACAAAAACAUGUUCCAUGGAUAGGGAUUUCAUCAACAAUGAUCAUCAUUUAUUAA
Rotaria sp. Silwood1 is the source of this 348-nucleotide messenger RNA. NCBI's taxonomy places the organism in Eukaryota, Metazoa, Rotifera, Eurotatoria, Philodinida, Philodinidae. The record is from the annotation of a GenBank genome assembly.